GAGAAGAAAGAGAUCUUAUCUACGGCGAGUAUAGUACAGUCGUCUCUCACAGUUGAACAAGCACAGACCUUAAUAAAGCUCAUACAACGUACACACGCCACCACACACACCUGCCAUUACUCUUCUUCUCUUCUUCUUCAUUCUUCUUUCUUCUUCUCUCGCUGACGCUGUUUCCAAAUGCUGAAGCCAGGCAGCGUCAAGGUCUCUUCCAGCCCGGGGAGGGAGAAGCUGCCGCCGACGCCCGGCCUAGCGCGCUUGCUCUACGGGAAGACCGUCGGAAGCCGUAGUCGCGGCCGCUCGGUGUCCGGAGCGGCGGCGCGGUCCAGCCCCAUGUUCGUGUCGCGCAGCAGGAGCCGCGGCCGCGCGGCGGGGACGGGGGCGGCCGCCGAGGAGGGGGAGCCGUCGUCGCCCAAGGUGACGUGUAUCGGUCAAGUCCGGAUUCGGAACAAGAAGAGGGCGACGCCGGGGAAACAGAGGAAUGCGACUUCGCCCAAGAAGCGGAGGAGGGGCUCGUGCCUCGUGUCCUGCCACUGCUUUCACAAGGCUUUCCUCUGUGUCGUGUUCAAGACGCCCCCUGGCGGCGGCGGGGGGCUACGGCGCUGGCUGUGGAGGCGGAGAUGGGGCGGCGUCCGAUCUGGAAGGAGCGGGAGGUACCAAGAGAGGAAGAAGCCGGAUCCGGUUAAGUCGCCGCCGCUUCCGGAGUUCGUCACGUGUGCGACAAAGGAAUCAGAUCAAGAAGACAGCGGCGAAGAAAAGGAAGAGCGUGCGGCGGCCGCGUGCGAGGAGGAGCCACGGGCUUCCUUGUCAUCGGAGACGGCGUCUUCCCCGCCGAAGAACGCGCUCCUCCUUAUGCGCUGCCGGUCAGCGCCGCACAACCGGGCGUCCUCGCUCGCCACCGCCCGAUUCGCGUUGCCUCCGGCCGAGGAGUUCGUGCAACAGCCCGCCGCCGGAGAAGAGCCAGCGCAGGAGGCGGAGGCCGAGGCCGAAGCCGAGGAGGACCAUCAAGUGGAAGACGAAGCAAAAGGGUCAGAGUCGCAGCGGCCGCUAGUGCUGCCGCGGAGCAAGUCGGAGCCGGCGCGGCGUGCGGCGGCAAAGCUGGCCAUCCCGGAGGCCGCCUCCUGCUUCUGGCCCAGCCACGUCAACGUCAGCCGCCGUCGCCGCUCGAGCCCCAACCACGGCUCCUCUCCGCCACUGUGACAACCACACCUCUGCCCCUACCUUCUCAUUCCAAUGUAAUCAAAAUCACAACUUUUCUGUCUAAAUCUACUGUUCAAAUUAAUAUUCUCGGCGAACAAUCGAAUCAAAUCAAGUGGAACAAGAAGAAGAAUGCACUGACCCAACGGUGGCCAGGCGACGUCUGGAUGUUCUCGAGUUCCCCUCGGGGAAUCUGCGGCGUAGCUUUGGGCCAUAUCCUUUUGGGAUGGAAGCAGGGAGAAGAGACAACGAUGUCGGCAUGGGAAGGAGUAGGCAACGCGCGGCCGUACGCCUCGGGAGCAGCAGCAAAACUGGAGAUGGCCCAGCGCGGCCAUGUGUCGCCCCGCCAAGUCGCGUUAUAUUUCUUCCUCUGCUCUGUUCGGCUCUGCACUCGAGGCAGGGGAGGGCAAAUGAGGAGGUCCGGCGAUGUCGGAUCGCAGUCGCCGGAGGAGGAGGAGGAGGAGGAGGGAGGGAGGUGGGAGCCAUGUGGGUCGGAUUCGGGUCGGUGGUCGAUUUGAUGGCUCGUGAUGUGGUCGGUUGUGUGCUGUGGCUGAAGGGUUCGUGAGGGGUCAAGUCGAUGGCGAUGGGUCGACCAACAUGGACGCCGACGGGAGGUACACGGAACCAAUGACGUGGGGCCGGUUCAUCUACUGUUGUCACGAGUGGAACGGUGAAAUACUGGGAUGGGAAUUAACGCUACUGACAAAAUUUCAAUUUGGCCACUCGUACUUUAUCUUUUUAUUUUGCAAGCCUUGUGUUUAUCCAGGUGUCCUUCCCUAAUUUAUAGGGUGAGACUUAAAUUACGGGUUAAUGAAUAAUCUACCAUCAAA
Molecule: messenger RNA, 2024 nt
Organism: Zingiber officinale
Lineage: Eukaryota; Viridiplantae; Streptophyta; Magnoliopsida; Zingiberales; Zingiberaceae
Exons: 1
Coding region: 178-1197 (339 amino acids)
Source: RefSeq, a predicted model, not a curated record